Messenger RNA from Geodia barretti, 351 nucleotides. NCBI's taxonomy places the organism in Eukaryota, Metazoa, Porifera, Demospongiae, Tetractinellida, Geodiidae. The record is from the annotation of a GenBank genome assembly.
AUGAUGACCUGCACCAUCGUAGGCACGCCGAUCCACAUGGCCCCCGAGCUAUUCGGCGGUUCCUACGACAAUUCAGUCGACAUCUACGCAUUCGGAAUCCUCUUCUGGUACAUCUGUGCCAACGACACGAAACUCCCCGGGGCGUUCGACGCCUGUCAGAACAAGGAACAGCUCUGGACGUCGGUGAGGAAGGGGUUAAGACCGGAAAGGUUACCGCGGUUCGACACGGACUGCUGGGAGUUGAUGUGUUCUUGUUGGCUCGGGGAGAGCAUUCAGCGGCCGUUGAUUGGGGACGUGGCCCUUCGUUUGCACCUCAUUAUGAAGAGAAUAGGACGAACUCCGCUAAAGUAG